ACUUCUUCAAACAUCCUGAGGUUCAUGGAACAAAAAAGUCAAGUGGUAGACCCCAAAAAUAUCAGCAGCCCUGAGCGGAAGGAUCUCAUUGGCUGUAAAUCAAGACACGGGACCAGCCUCGGCCCAAAUGAAGGUUGUCACUGGUUCCGAGUGCAGUCCAAUAACCAUCAGACGCCAUGUGCCAGAGAAUCUUUUUAUGAAGAAAAAAAACAUCUUCAAAGGCCUCGUCUUUUUCACGGCUAAAAAAUUUCCAUUAGAGCACCAAAUAUGGGACAUUGAAAGGUUGAAGAAAGCUUUAUUCUCUAAUGAGGAAAAAAUGUAACCUUGACCGUCCUGAUGGCUUCCAACGCUCUUGGCAUAACAAGGAGAUCCCACCUCAGAUGUUUUCCUAUUAUGAUCUGGGCUGCUUUACCCUUCAAUGGAACAAUAGAGUUUCAGGUUGUGCAUGGGCGUCAAACGGCAUCUGGCUAUGUGGAGAUGUUGCAGGGGGGCAUCCCUCUGUGUGGUAAUGACUGGCUUGUUCAACAGGACAACGCUGCACUUCACAAAGGACUUCUUCCAGAGGAAUAAGCUCACUCUUUUGGACCAUCCUGUGGGUUCUACUGAUCUAAAUCCAAUUGAGAGCAAAAGUCAACAAAAUGGACAUCAGUUGCAGACAGUGGAUGCCCUCUGUGAAGCCAUCUUCACCACCUGGAGCAACUUUCCCACUAGCCUCCUGGAAACACUGGCAUCAAACCCAUUUUUCACCUCAUUAACAAGAAUGGUGCAGCUACUCAUUACUCACUCCUUUUUGUUAUUUCUAUUUUAGGGAGGUUGUUUUUUUUUAGCUAUGGUCUUAAACUUUUGAUGAACAGCCUAUUUCACUUUAAUGCUCGUUUGCAAUAAAUUGCUGAAUCCAUUUCUUUUGACUCUCCCUCAUUUCUUCCUUUUGCAUUUUGAAGAUCUGCUUAGAAACUCUUUAAGAUCCAACAGUGCAAAAUGUAAAUGCCAUUUAUCAGCUGCUUUUACAUUUUGGAUCAGGAGUGUAUAGCAGCUAAAUGUUGUGAUGUAAAUUUGACAUUUUAACUCAUGAAAAUCGGGAAAACAAAGAAAAAAACCGCUCUGGCGUUUAAAACGUUAAUAUUUCAUUGUCUAGAGUGAGCGUGUCCCCGAAAUGAGGCUGUGUAUUGACGGAAAUGGGUGAUUUAUUUUAGCAAGGCUUCUUUCUGUCUUUUGCAUCAAGUGUAUAUGUAAAUUUCCUUCUCCUGGCAAGGAGUUUGAAACCCACCUGUCAAGGCAGCAUGCACGUGAACUCCAACAUUCACCAUAAAUGCUCUCAGUUUGAUUGUUUUUUAGCAAUUUUAAGCCUUUCUUCUGCAAGGCAGCGUGGUGUUGGGUUUUCCGCUUUAAAAACCGUGGUUUUGAUUUAUUUUAAGACAAUGCAUUCGUCAGUCAGAGCAAGAAUAGUCGAGGUCAGUGACCACUGCUGGAAACUCCUGGAAACCUAUGGUAAUACAUUUGGCAGUCUUUUGUUAAUGCAGCUGAUCCUCACGGAUGAGCGAUCUCGCUCAUUGUAGAGCAGAACCCCGUGCAGUUACUGUCAGUUUAACCCGGGAAUAUAGCAUCAAUCUUCAUGCAGAAGGUGGUGGUCUUUUAGGCAGUCUUUUCCAGUCUAAAAUAGUGUUUAUGUGUGCAUGCGGGUUAGGAAUGCAAUUACUCACUGAAAAGAUCAUGUUUUCGGAAGCUGCGGGUGUCGGUUAUGUGGUGCAGAUUGCUUUUUUUCUACCAAUGUGUGGAGUAUAUUUGCAUAUUUAUUGAAAAUUCCAGUAAAAGGUAGCAGGCCAGCUUCUGUGGGAUUUGAUGUCGCCUUUAGAUCGGUUCAACUGAAGAUGGAAACACUGGAGUCUGAGCUGACCUGUCCAAUCUGCCUGGAGUUAUUUGAAGAUCCUCUGCUCUUGCCGUGCGCCCACAGCCUGUGCUUCAACUGCGCCCACCGCAUCCUGGUGUCCCACUGCUCAUCCAGCAAGCCGCUCGAGUCCGUUUCGGCCUUUCAGUGCCCCACCUGUCGUUACGUCAUCACGCUGAAUCACCGCGGGCUGGAGGGCCUAAAGCGCAAUGUGACGCUGCAGAACAUUAUUGACCGCUUUCAAAAGGCCUCCCUUAGCGGUCCCAAUUCGCCCACCGAGAGCCGGCGCCUGCAGCGGCCCUACACCGCCACCAUUAGUGGCACAAUAGCCGGAACGAUUGGCGGCGGCGGUGGCGGCGGUGGCACGAGUGGAGGCAGCGCCCGGAGCAGCCCGGCCACUUCCAGCCACCCCCACCCGCACGCCAAUCACACCAACCACGUCAACCACACCAACGCCAACCACAGCCCGGCUUUUGUGGCGAAAAUGGAUCCGCGCAUCAGCUGCCAGUUCUGCGAGCAGGACCCGCCUCGCGAGGCCAUCAAGACGUGCGUCACGUGCGAGGUGUCGUAUUGCGACCGCUGCCUGCGAGCCACACACCCCAACAAGAAGCCCUUCACCAGUCACCGCCUGGUGGAACCCGUGCCUGACACGCACCUCCGCGGCCUGACCUGCCUGGAGCACGAGAACGAGAAGGUCAACAUGUACUGCUUGGUGGACGACCAGCUCAUAUGUGCCCUCUGCAAGCUGGUCGGGCGGCACCGGGAGCACCAGGUGUCCUCGCUCACCGAACGCUUCGACAAGCUCAAAGCUUAUCAGGUGAGCCCGGGCAGAGUGUCAGAUGCAGUAAUGGAGGCUUCAAAGACAAGCGCUGCGCAAACCUUGGAGAACAACUUGACCAACUUGGUGAAGAGGAACAGUGAACUGGAGAACCAGAUGGCCAAACUCAUCCAGAUCUGUCAACAGGUGGAGGUGAACACCGCCAUGCACGAAGCCAAACUGGUGGAGGAGUGUGAUGAGCUGGUGGAGAUCAUCCGCCAGAGGAAGCAGGUCAUCGCUGUGAAAAUCAAGGAGUCCAAGGUCAUGAAGCUGCGUAAGCUGGCCCAGCAGAUCGCAAACUGUCGCCAGUGUCUGGAGCGCUCCAGUGCCCUCAUCACGCAGGCCGAGCAGAGCCUGAAGGAGAAUGACCACGCCCGCUUCCUUCAGACCGCCCGAAACGUAGCCGAGAGGGUUGCCAUGGCAACGGCCUCCUCCCAGGUACUCAUCCCUGACGUCAACCUGAAUGAAGCUUUUGACAACUUUGCCCUGGACUUCUCCAGAGAGAAGAAGAUUCUGGAAGGCCUCGAUUACCUGACGGCACCCAGCCCUCCAGCCAUCAGAGACGAGCUGUGCACGGCCUCACACGACACCAUCACCGUUCACUGGACGUCAGAGGACGAGUUCAGCGUCACCUCUUAUGAGCUGCAGUACACUAUCUACACCGGCCAGACUAAUUUCAUCAGCUUGUACAACUCGGCCGACAGCUGGAUGAUUGUGCCCAACAUCAAGCAGAACCACUACACGGUGCACGGCCUGCAGAGCGGCACGCGCUACGUCUUCUUUGUCAAGGCUAUCAAUCAGGCGGGAAGCCGCAACAGCGAACCAGCACGACUCAAAACCAACAGUCAGCCCUUCAAGUUGGAUCCCAAAACGGCGCACAAGAAGCUGCGCCUGUCCAACGACUGCCUGACCAUGGAGAAGGACGAGAGCUCUCUGAAGAAGAGUCACACUCCGGAGCGCUUUGGCGGAACGGGCUCGUACGGGGCGGCCGGGAAUGUGUUCAUUGACAGCGGGUGUCACUACUGGGAGGUGCUGCUGGGAGCUUCCACGUGGUAUGCCAUCGGCGUGGCUUACAAAUCCGCCCCCAAAAACGAAUGGAGCGGCAAGAACUCGUCGUCGUGGGUGUUCUCCCGCUGCAACAACAACUUCAUGGUGCGCCAUGACGGCAAGGAGAUGCUGGUGGAGGCCAGCCUGCAGCUGAGGCGCCUGGGCGUCCUGCUGGACUACGACAACAAUUCCCUGUCCUUCUACGACGCCAUGAACUCCCACCACAUUCACACUUUCGACAUCUCCUUCCUCCUGCCCGUCGUACCCACCUUCAUGAUCUGGAACAAGUCGGUGAUGAUCCUCUCAGGGCUUCCCGUGCCGGAUUUUGUGGAGGGCAUGUCUCUGGAUCACCAAGACCAGCAACAUCAUCAACAGCAGCAGCAGCAGCAGAUGGGUCUGUGCAGACAGGAGUCCCCUUACUUGACCGGCAUGAAGACCUGCCACUGAGGGAGCCAUCCACAGAGCGGAGAGUCCCGCUAUGACCAGCGAUGGAUCCAUGCUGUCAGUGGGAUUGAGUGCUGAAUGGACGGGUGUUAAAAAUAUACGCAUCAGUCCUCAUCCUUGGAUGAUCCAUCAGAGGUUGGAAAUGUGCAAGCAUCAGCAGAUCAUACCCCAAAGUCACUUUGACUUUCGGACACGAAGAAUUUUGAUUUUCGUACCCAGCUUUGAGUGAGCUGGUGUUAGCAUACUGACUGAAGAAGGGGGUUCGGUCUUAUUGGGCUUGGUGGUCGUUUUCUUUGAAGGUCUUCCUACUUGAUCCGUUUCUUCCAGAGUCUCGGCAGACGUCCGUAGAACCAUUUAGAGUUUCCACAAACCACUGAGCAGUGCAAUUGGUGAAAAGAUCUUUGAUGUGACAGGUGUCAAACUCAGGGUCCGGGGGCCAUAUCUGGCCCGCCACAUCAUUUUAUGUGGCCCGCCAAUAAUAAAUCACUUCAUCUUUCUUGCUAAAUGUGUUUGUUUUCAAAUUGAAUGGAAUUUUGACUCGGGUCUUCUAAACCAGGGGUGUCCAAAUUGCGGUACGGGGGCUAUUUGUUGCACGCGGCACAUUGUACAAAUAUAAAUUUCACGAGAAAACUUUAAAACAGCAAAAAUGGGAAAAUCAAGAACAAAGGCAAAUACUGAGAGAAAAAAAGUCAUAUUGUAACGGGAAAAGAAGUCGCAAUUUUACGAGAAUAAACAUCUAAUAUGAUGAGGAAAAAUAGUCAUUUUAGUAGCAUAGAGUUGAAUAUAUGAAAGAAUUUAACAUGUAUUUUUUUUAAGUUGUAUUAUUAUGAAAACACUGAAGUUGCCAUCUUUGGAAAAGUAGGUUGAGGAAAAGUUGUAAUAUUAUCAAGUUAAAUAAAGUCAAAAUAUUAUGGGAAGAAAGUCAUAAUAUUAAGAAGAAAAGAAGAAAUUGCAUAAGAAGAAAAUUUGGAAAAUGUAAAAAAAAAAAAUGCAAAAAUGGGGAAAAAGACCAUUGAUACUAAUAAUGGGCUUUUUCACCCGAUCACAAGGCUGGGGUGUUUUUUCCUGAAAUAUAUCAUUUCUAAGCUCGGGGUGCCCCGAGGUCUCCUGAGAUGAAAACAUGACAAGAUUUCUUGUUCAGAAAAAAAAACAGUCUCAUGGGCACUAGGCCCGUGACGAUCCAAACAGGCGGGAAGAGAGUUCACUCUGUGCAUUGCUUUCAUAGAACAACGGCAUGAACGGAAUGACAGUCAUACAGUCUGGGUGGGUGGGGCCACUAGCAUACACACAGAGUGCAGAAGAGUGUAACAUAGUAGAAAUGCCAUGUAUUGUCAUAUAUUUUUCCAUAGCGUCUCGUGACGCGCCUGUUCUUAGCGUAUCGCUUUACAAAAUAUCAAAGUGGCAAAGUCGCAUCCUUUCAUGUUUCACUCGCUGGCCCAUGCUGCAAAAAGAUUGGACACCCCCGUUCUAAAUUUAUCUGAUCAUGCAACAAGAUAUCCCAAACAUUUCACAUCAAAAAUAAUACUGGAAUAUCUGCUUCGCACCUUGACUUGUGAUUUCAAGUUAUCCAUAAUUUUCUUCGUAAGAAAUAUAUAACGGUCAAAUGCACGGGCAACUGUGUAAUAAUAAUAAUAUUAAUAAUGAGGCGGUUCUACAUUUACAUUGCUGUACAGUAUCGACAUGGCCCUCGGUGAAAAUGAGUUUGACACCCGUUUGAUGUUCUAACCAAGAAAUCCUGAUCUACUAUCACUGAUCAGGUGUUGCACCUUCAGUAUCCACUGUAAAGGACUUCUCCUGGACCUGACCCCCUCGUCUUAUUUGCAUUAGUGGGUCAACACAGCCAAAUUGACAUUGUGUGACUACUUAACUUGUAUCAUAAGAGUUUUAUGGAAUGAGACAGAAGUGUUAUUUAUGACAGAGGUUUACUUUUAUUUUGAACCCUAACAUAUCCAUGAUGCACUAUUUAAGUAAGUCAAAUUCCCCCUCUGUGGGUUUUUUAAAGCAGGUGCACUUGAAUAAGGAAGUGACAACUCCUGCUUCCCAUUGUAAAUUCAUCUUAUCUAGCAAAGGGAUUUUGAUGUUUUUGUGUUUUUUUUAUCACGAGUAAAAUAUUAAGUAUUGGUUUUUUUUCUUUAAAAAAAGAGAAGGAACACUUUAUUACUGGUUAUUCAGGAAAGGGGAUGGAUUUUCCACUUGAACUGUUGCGACGUCAUGGCAUGGUGGUGUUUUUUGUUAGGUGUCCACACACACGCACGCACUCACGCACGCACGUGUCAUGUUUCCUUUGGCUUGGCCUCAUCGUGAUAAAUGCAUGAGAACACUGUAGGAUCAAUGGGUAGCUGUCCAGUACUACACAUCCAUCACGUGCACUCAUAUGCACAUUUGCUUAAGCUCAUCUUUUGCCACCCAUUCAGAUGCCAAAUGACUGUAAAUGGAUACUUUGCAGAGGGUGACAGGCUGGCUUGAUGUCACGUAGCAGGUAUGAAUCCUAUACGUAGCGGACAGAAGGUUGCACAAAAUAAAUUAGUGUUUAAAAGGUUUGAAAUUGACAAAGUUACUUGUUGUACAAAAAUCUUCUACAUCCUUGUUUAAAAGGUCUGGUUAUUGACAAUUCAGAGUUAUUUUUCAGACAAAAUCCUACUAAAUUCCUGUGUAAAAAGGCUUGCCAAUGACAAGUUACUUGUACAAAACCCUGCUAGAUUUUUGUAUAAAAGGCCUGCAAAUGACAAUACAGAGUUUUUCAGACAAAAUCCCACUAAAUUCCUGUGUAAAAGGCUUGCAAUUGAUGACGUUACUUGUCCUACAAAAUCCUUCUAAAUUCUUGUUUAAAAGGCUUGAUAUUGACAAUAGAAUAUUAUUUUUCUUAGAAAAUCCUGGUAAAUCCCUGUGUGAAACGAUAGCAAUUGACAAAGUUACUUUCCAUACAAAAUCCUACAAAAUUCCUGUGUAAAAGGCUUGCAAUUAACAAAGUCACGUGUCAUACAAAGUCCUUUGAAAUUCUUGUUUGAAAUGCUUGAUGUUGACAAUACAAAGUUAUUUUUCAUACAAAAUUCUACUAAAUUCCUGUGAAAAAGGCUUGCAAUUGACACAGUUCCUUGUACUAAAUCCUACUAAAUUGUUGCGUAAAAGGAUUGCAAUUGAUAGUGAUUUUUUUUUACAAAUCUCAUGAAAAAUCCUGCUAAAUUCCACGCAAAAUUCUUGUUUAAAAGGAUUGCAAUUGGUGAAGCAACUUGGACAAAAUUCUGCUAGAUUUUUGCAUGAAAGCCAAGCAAAUGGAAAUACAUUCCUUUGCAAAAUCUUACUAAAUUCUUGUUUCAAAGGCUUGCAAUUGACAAAUUUACAUGUCAUACAAAAUCCUUUGAAAUGCUUGAUAUUGUCAAUCCAGAGUUAUUUUUCUUACAAAAUCCUACUAAAUUCCAGUGUAAAAGGCUUGCAAUUGACAAAGCUACUUGUACUAAAUCUUACUAAACUUUUGUGUAAAAGGCUCGCCAUUGACAAAUUACUUGGGCAAAAUCCUACAAAAAAUCCUACUAAAAUCCAGCUAAAUUCCACACAAAAUUCUUGUUUAAAAGUAUUGCAAUUGGCAAAGUUACCUGUACAAAAUCCUACUAAAUUCUUUGCCAUUGACAAAUUACUUGGGCAAAAUCCUGCUAGAUUUUUGGAUAAAAGGUUUGCAAAAUCCUACUAAAUUCCUGUGUUGACAUGACAAAGUUACUGUUAGUACAAAUUUGAGUAAAUUAUUGUGUUAAAGUCCUGCCGUUGACAAUGCAGUGCGCAAAUCGGUGACAACGCUACGUGUUCUUUCAGGCAUAUUGGUUCAUGUCACCUGACAUAUGAGAUACUACUAACUACUACUACUACUAACUACUACUACUACUACUACUACUAACACAUACAUAUGACUGUCCAGGCAGGCUCCAAUCAGCCACGUGUCGAUUUGUGAUACGAAGUGAAAAUCUGGUGGGGUCACUGCAUGAAUUUGUGAGCUUGCCGCUGGUUCACAGCUUCUUACCGUUCACAUGAGGGUCUCCAUUCAGGUGCUGAGUCCUUUCUUUUGUUGCUGGAACACUUGGCACAAAACGCCCAUCGCCAUUCAUAGCGGAGUUUGCUGUGCUAUUUCUUUCUUUGUGUCACAAGUCAAUACAGGAAAUAUAUCCAGUGAAUGAUUUUCAGUAGUUACCAACCCUUGCAGUGCAGUGUAAAACCCUAGAGACAAUGCAAUAGAUUCUACUACUUUUUGCUUUUGUGUAACUUGGGAAGUACUUUUUUUUUUUUUUUUACAACUCAGAAGAAGCACUCGCCUCCUCUCCUGUUGGUAUUUCCAUGAACAGCACAAAAAGAGCAGUGUUGCAUUUGUGGAAUUACAUUUUUAGCCAGAGAGGAGCAUAAAGUCAUCAGUGGAUGGGGAUUAUAUAUUAUAUACAAUUGUAUAUUAUAUAAAAUAUAUACAAACCAAUGUUAUUUAUGUGAAUUUACGUCCAAUUAAAAGUCAGAUCCCAAAAAG
Dunckerocampus dactyliophorus (ringed pipefish) is the source of this 8697-nucleotide messenger RNA. It is a transcript of the gene mid2, whose product is annotated as midline 2. Lineage: Eukaryota; Metazoa; Chordata; Actinopteri; Syngnathiformes; Syngnathidae. The record is from RefSeq and is a predicted model, not a curated record. Bases 1869 to 4196 code for a protein of 775 amino acids. Gene Ontology annotation, molecular function: protein binding; zinc ion binding. The transcript has 11 exons.